This is a messenger RNA of Penicillium angulare, 213 nucleotides long. RefSeq lists its product as uncharacterized. The transcript has 2 exons. NCBI's taxonomy places the organism in Eukaryota, Fungi, Ascomycota, Eurotiomycetes, Eurotiales, Aspergillaceae. Bases 1 to 213 code for a protein of 70 amino acids. The record is from RefSeq and is a predicted model, not a curated record.
AUGUCCUUCAGCCCGCUCGUCGGCGCCCAGCGGGCAGCCGCUGAUCCCACGAGCCCAUCUCCACUUCUCGGCGCCACUAUCCCCCCUUUCGACACCAAAAUUUCGACGAUUGUAGCCCCGCAAUCCCUCUACGAGAUCUCAGCGAAUGAAGAGGAGAGCGAAGUCGAGGCGGAGAAUCAGAAAAGCAGCGAGAGGACAGGAUUGAGCUUCUAA